UUGGUUCAUGACAUCAUGGGCCAUGCCAGCUUAACUGUCUUGCCUCCGAAACACCUUUGUAUAUCCUGCGCGCCUCGUGCCCUCACACGUCGAGAAAGAAAUUGGAGAACAGGACACGGUCUCUCCCUGGAGAUGAACCCGCGAGGGGGGACAUUGGCCGCGAGCAGUCGUGAGGAAAGAUACUUAAGAAGAAGAGACAGAAUGGCAACGACAGAAAUGGCACCAAUCGCCAGAAUCCGAGAGACAGAUGUUGAAGAUAUGGGAAAUGGCAGUAACAACCCAAAUCAUGGAAUUGAUGAUGGCCUUGGAGGUGGCUUUGAUGGCGACAGCAAUCCAGGUCCCAGAAAUGGCUCUGGCCCCACUCCUGGCAGGGGCAGAGGUGGAUAUGCACCGGUACCAACAGACCCUGUCAAGCCUGGAAAGAAACCAGUAGAUGUGAACAUGUAUGCAACCAAGAAGACAGUUGCACAGGGAAUGAUGGACUUGGCACUACUCACAGCAAAUGCCAAUCAGCUGCGUUACGUGCUAGAAGCAGGGGAGAUUGGGAGAAAGGGCACUUACUACUAUGUCAAUAUUGUCCUCAUCUCCAUGAGUAUUAUUCUCCAGGUUAUGAUUGGGAUCGCACUGAUAUUCAUUGGGCGCUAUAAUGUGAGGGAUGCAGACCAUGCCCAAAAAGCAGACAGGAUCAACAACUGGGUUGUCCUUGGUGUGUUCCUCAUUACCACUGUCAAUGUUUUUAUUUCCUCUUUUGCAAUAGAGCCACUAGAAGGAGUUGACCCAGUCUUGCUGCGAACCAUAUCAGCUGAAAAAACAGUUGAAGGACUUUGAAAAUGACCCGCCCAUGAACCAAUACAUAUGAAAUUUAUUGGGUAAGGAUACUUUUUUCCAAGGCUGAAUCAUACUGAAUUAAGUUCUCAAAUGGAGUGUUUGUCAUAACAAAGUCGAAAUUUAUCUGAUGAGAGGUAACUGCUUAUAGGUUUUACUUUUAUAGAAAAAAAAAAUAGUUCACUGUUUCAGAGUUUUACAUAUACUACUUUGCAGUUAUUCUGCACCUACUUAUGUGCAUACAAAUAGGUACACACAUUUUUCAGCACAAAAGACAAAAAAUUGCAUCUAUAGUACCAUUUUGAACUAACUUUAUACAUGCAUUUUUAUCAUGUAACAUAACCCUAUAUAUAUGACAGUCUGUAGAGAUGUCAAACUGAUGUAGACAGACAGAUGUAGUCCAAACAGAAUUUUUUAUAAUGAAGUUAUGAAAUUACUUUUCUGCAAGAGGAAAUAUAUUUGUCUGUGAAAAACUGUCGACCAAACAAAAUCUGCCAGUGUCCUGUGAGUGGGUCUGCUUCCACUAAGCACUGAUAGUUGAUGUGACUACUGGCCAGACUGUGCUUUCAAACUCCUUUAAGAUUGUAGUCAAGUAUUAUGCUGUUGGAUGUGAAAUAAUAGCAAAAGGGUAAAAAACACUUGUAUACCUUUACUCAGAAACAGGGAACUUUCACAUUUGAUGUGAGCAUUUUUAUUAAUAGUCAAAAUAUUUUUUGAAAACAUCUAUAGAUUUUUUCUACAGGGAAAAGAAUGGAAGAAAGUUGAUGAAUAUAAAAAAUGGCUUCAUUUUGUGUUGCAGAUAAAAGGAAAGCAGAAAGUGAUGACUAGAUAUACUUUCAUUUCUAUGUUUCAGUGCAUAUUGUUCCUAAUUCUCUCUUAAAUUAUGCCAAAUAUAUAUAGUUAUAUAAUAUGCGCAAUGAAUUGGUUAUCAUUGAUCAGAGUUCAAUCUAAUAUUUACCUAGUUUAUGCGAUACCCCCCAAUAUUAAUUUUUAUUUAUUUAUUUAUUUUUAUUUCUCUUUUACUUUUAUGGAUAGUACAUACAUAGUACACUUCAUUCAGAAACAAAACCUCAUAAAUCUCAUUCAACAGCUUGAGAAUAUGCAUGUAGCAUGGAGGUACAACGGUAAGAAAUCUUGUGUUUUUUGAACUACUUGUUGAAUGAUACAUUUAUUUAGAAAGACUAAGAGUAAGUGACAUUUGGAGAACCAUUUUUAUGCAAGACUUCUUGUUUUGUGUUCCACUUUAUUUUUUAAAAAUCCACAAGCUUAAGGUACUUGCAGAAACUAAAUGUAGUUUUUGUAAGGUCUUUCGAAUUAUUUAACUGUGAUUUUGAAUUUUAGGAAACUUUAUGGAUGGAGUAACUUACCUAAGUAAAUGGAAUGUUUUUCUCUAUUAAGGUAGUUAGUUACCAGAGAUUCUGGUAUUUAGAUUUUCAUUGCUUUUUUUAGCACAUGGUCAGAUGUUGACAGGAAUUACUGCCUAUUUAUAAUAUUUAAAGAGAUCUGAUAUCUUAAUUAAUUCCUUUGGAAAACAUAGCCAUGGCUAGUCUUUGCUCAGCUUCUUCUAGAAAUGGAUAGUUAGUGUCUCAUUAUUAAUAAACUCUCUUCACAAGUUUCUUAUUCAUAAUGUUAUGAGCAUCAAAUGUUUGUAUAUAAUUGUUUACCUACACUUUAGUAUAUACAUAUGCAUUGUCAUACAUCUUAACCUAUGGGUCACAUAUUCAUGUACUGUCCACUGUUGUGUUUUGUUAAUAUUAUUUCACACAGAUGGCUCCACAAGUGUUAAACCACCAAGGAGUCAAUUAGUAAGGUGCCAUAGUGUCCACACAUGAUUUCCCCAUUCCUUGAAUUUUCUUUUUUUCUGAUGCCAUUAAUAUGGGUAUCAUUAUUAAUGACAUUUAUGAUUAUUAUAAGUUUUAAAUACCAAUAAUAAUGAAAAAAAAUCAUCUUUCCAAAAAUCAUGAAUAGGGGUAAACAAGUGAAAAAGACAGAUUUAACAGUUGUCUCCUUGUUAACUAAGCACUUGUGGUGCCACCAGUGUGUAAAGAUAAUUAAUCAAUUAAAAUUAUAGUGGACAUGGAAUGUAAACUAUGCCAUUUGUCACCAGUGGGUUAAUCUUAGAUUUUUGUUAUGAAAGUGCUUUGUAUUUUAUAUAAUGUAAAAGAAGGAAAAAACAUGCAUGAUGGAAGUAAUAUCAUACAUAUGUGUAUGUUAUACUUAUUGUAUUUCAUGCACACACAUUUGUUAUGGUAUAUCAUACUCUACUUUGUAGUGACAGUAAUGAGAAGCUUCCAGAUAAGAAUAAUGUAAGAAAUUCUUAUGAAGAUUUAUAAUGUAUGUAGAAAGUCAAAUUUGUGCCAUUUAAGGAUGAACUAUGAUAAUUAAUGGUAAUUUAUGGCUUUUUGGGGGAGGGAGGGGUUUAUUCCCUCAUAUGGUCCACUUAUAUAUUUAUUACCAUGUGCCACAAUUUUUAUUAGUGAUUUUUAAUACAGGUCAAACAUCAAGGUAAUCCUUCAGGGUUUUCUAAUAUAAUCUAGGAUGUUUAAUAUUUGUGCAAUAUUGAAGAAGGCCAAAAUACCAGCUCAUAUUUAUGAUUCAUAUGCUCAGAUAUAUCUUGACUGAAAUUUCAUUUUCUGCAACAGUAUCCGUCCGAAUAUAGAAACAACUUGCUCAGAAACAACUUACUGAUAAUAAACACAAGCAUUUUAGAUAAGCAGUAAAGAUUAAUGUAGCUUGCCAGGAUAGUUUCACGAACAUCCUGCAGCUUUGCUAUAUUUUCAGUCUCAACUUAAAAUCUAAUUUUUCAGAAGGUGGUAAAUAUAAUCACAGCUCCAAACAAGAUUCUAGCUUAACUUAGCAAAUAAGUUUAUAAUGCCCCUGAAACUAAUUUUCUCUGAUACAUUAAACUUUCUUGAGGAUUUGUGGUGUUGCAUUUGUCGAGAAUAUUGUAAUCAAUGCCUUUAGGUUUCAUUUUAUGUUCUUAAACAGAAAUAGUUAUGAUCAAAGCAAGUGAGAAUGUACAAAUGCCUUUCAUAUAUUUGAUAGAACUAGGAGUAUUUACUUCACAUAGUAACAAUGGUAGUAACAACAGAUUUUUCAUAGAUAAAGUAAUACUGAAUAUCUUUUAUAGCAUCAUGCAAAAAUAGUAUAAAGUGGGAGAUUUAAAUGCAGUAGUGGACAAGUGCCUUAACAGGUUAAUCAGUAAAAAAGUUACUGAAGUCAGUCAAACAAAAGGUGCCUGUAAUGAUCUGAACAAAUUCUCUUUGUAACCCUAGGAUGGAUAUUGCAAUAUUGCAUCCUUCCCGAACAAAGUGAGAUUUAUUUUUAGCUUGCUUGCUUUACGAAGUGUCUUUCAAUAUUUUGAAGAAGAAAAAAUGUAUUUGUGUAUUGUUAUUAUUUAUUUUUUCUUUAUUUUAAUGCAUUAAAAGUCUUCCUUUUGAUAUUGUAUAUGUAAAUUUAUCAUUUUGGUCGCAGAAUCUUUUAUAACCCUAUGAUGACAGGGCCUGAUUUAUUUGUGAUGUAAUAUUAUGCAACACUCAAGACUUUUUGGCUAGGCCUAAGCUGUGUACAGCCAGCCGACCCGCUACGAAUCAUGACCCAUAUACACAUCAUAGGUAGUUUCAUCUUGAUGGUUUAUAGUCUUACCCUUCACUAAAGGGUGAAAUCAGUAAUUAAGUUUGGUGUUCAGGUAUAUAUUUAUUAUUACAUUCAUUCACUUUCCCUUGUUAUUUUUCUCACCAUCCCUCGCCCACCCAACAUAUAUACACAUAUCUAUGCACAUAAACCAAAAAUAUUUCCACAUAAACAUACAAUCUAACCACCAGCAUAUUGAUUCAGUUUCCUACCCACAUAUAUAUCAAUCCACCGACCUCCCUACAGAACAAUUUAUGAAUGGAUCUGUUUUCAGCAAACCUACCUGCAUAUCAAUGCAUCUGCCCAUCUACCCACAUCCUACCCACCACCUAUUUCCCAACACAUUCAUUUGCUUACAGUUUGCCUUCCUACCCAUUAACCUACCCAACCACUUACCUACCUUCCCACCUACAUACAAGCUUACACAUAUAUAUAUGUACAUACCCACCCAAGUCUACCUACUUAGCGACUAUCUACCACCCCACCCACUGACGUAUGCGCUAAACUACUUACCUAGCUCUCUACAUGUCUACCUGUUUACCUACUUACCUACCUACCUACCUAUGUAGCUACCCAUUCCUUUUUCCCUCUUCCUUCAAAUCUAAUCCCAUUCUAGCUUCCUUCACCAACACAUUUCUCAUCUCUGGUUGUAUGGAAAAAGAUUUCUAAAGCUAUUUAUUUUGUGUUGUGUAUUUGUUUCUUUGUUGUUGUUUUCUAAAUUGUAUCUAUUCUUUGUAUUCUCAGAUAACUUUAUAUACUAAUCAUUAUACAGUUAUAAUAAUGUUUAGAGAUCUGUUUAUUUUAAAAUGACACGUUCUUGUAGUCUUCAGUAUAAAAAUGUUUUAUAUUAUUGCACUACAUGUAUUUACAUCAGCAAUAAAAUGCUACCUUUUCUUGCUA
Molecule: messenger RNA, 5358 nt
Organism: Penaeus vannamei (Pacific white shrimp)
Lineage: Eukaryota; Metazoa; Arthropoda; Malacostraca; Decapoda; Penaeidae
Product: ninjurin-1
Biological process (GO): cell adhesion; tissue regeneration
Cellular component (GO): membrane
Source: RefSeq, a predicted model, not a curated record